Purpureocillium takamizusanense is the source of this 1562-nucleotide messenger RNA. RefSeq lists its product as uncharacterized. The record is from RefSeq and is a predicted model, not a curated record. The transcript has 4 exons. NCBI's taxonomy places the organism in Eukaryota, Fungi, Ascomycota, Sordariomycetes, Hypocreales, Ophiocordycipitaceae. The coding region runs from base 1 to 1365 and encodes 454 amino acids.
AUGCCCCACACUCCUCCCUUUCUGACCAAGACGAUGGAGAAGCCCUUGCAGUUCGUCCUCACUAACCCUGAUAUCUUUGAAUCCUCUCGAACACGACCCGAUGCUUCGUCCUCAGCACCGUCACAGAAACAGACACAGUGGGAGCCUAUAGUGCGGAACCUGCUGAAGAAGCUACCGCAGAGCGAACAGGCUUGGGACCGAAUCCUACAUACACAGGACGAUGUGAACAAAACACUGCAGCGGCUCAUCCUCUCACACCUCAGUCUGGAAGAAAAGGCCGCCCUAAGUUGGAAGGACCUCUUCAGCGAGUGUGCGAAGCAUUUGGAGCUGCUCGCUCAGGACAAAACAGAAGAGAAUCUCAUUGAACUCUUCAGGUUGGCCGUCAUUGGCCUGUCGGAUGUGGCGAUAAAUGAACGUCAUCCACGAGACGAAAUAUACGAGUGUUUGAGGCUGUGUCUGCAGCGUUCUUGCAAGCCAGGACAGCAGCUUGGUGAUGAGAGUCUUCGGCAAAUUGGCAAUGCAAUGCGCCGAGGCGUCCAAUUCGUUGAGGACUUCACGGACAUCCUUGGACCACGUUCGAACGAGCUUCCUUUACACGUGAAAUACUGGAGGACAACAUUCCAGCAUUAUCAUGCCCAAUCCAGACAGUAUGUAGCCGAACGAAAGUCUACCGUGUAUCGCCCGGAGAAGCAGCUGCAAUCAGGGUGCCUGUCGGUUAUCAACGUGGUGUAUCUGCUACUUGGCGGUGAGUGUAGUGGACGAAGUCCUCGUGCGAUUCGUGACAUCUUGCUUCCAGACACAACUUUGGCAAGCUGGCAAGAUUCCAGCUCCCCUUCCGGGUCGUCGUUGCAGAGUUGCAACCAGAUAUCUUCUGCGCCACGCCGAGGAGCGUUCGUGAAGUUCUUUGCCUUAGGACACCGUGCUAUUGGACUUAAACAGGCCGCUAUAUCCGUCAUUUUGACCGACGUCAUCAUCUCACAUCCUCUCCAGACAGCCAAAGGCCUUUACUCAUACGGGCAUCCCCUGGCUUCUCAAAAAUACUUCAACGCUGCCGUCACGGAGAAGGCUACCGAGAUCGAGCGCUGGAUGUCGAAGCACGGGAGGAAAAUCGAAAAUCUCUUCAAUCUGCGCGCUGAAGCAUUCCGAAGCGAGCAGGGGACUGCAGCCUGGCCUACCUUGGGGGGCGCACUCGUGCUUCCGCUCACAAACGAAGCCAUUGACAUCAAGCUACUAGAUAGUAACACUGGAACGGCGCGUCGCAAGGUCUGGCUUCCCAAUCGCAUCAUGUACCUGGAGCAUGAGGGGCUCGCUGCUAUCAACGGUAGCAUCCACUACAUUUAUGCCCUCAUUAACCCGCCAAACUAAAUCGCGGGCUCGUCAAGGAGCGCGUCUGCCUGGUCUGGCAAGGCUUGCGCUGGUAUCGUGGAGAGUCCAUGGGACCGUUCAUCGUUAGCUAGAUAACGCGUAUUCUAGUGUCACUCUAAAGACUGCGUGCCCAACGGAUGCUAAAAGCGGAUAGGAAACACCCUAUCGUAAUGACAUCUCUGGCAUACUUCAAGCUC